This is a messenger RNA of Xenopus tropicalis (tropical clawed frog), 822 nucleotides long. Its product is annotated as CD48 antigen-like. Gene Ontology annotation, cellular component: membrane. The record is from RefSeq and is a predicted model, not a curated record. NCBI's taxonomy places the organism in Eukaryota, Metazoa, Chordata, Amphibia, Anura, Pipidae. Bases 93 to 725 code for a protein of 210 amino acids. The transcript is spliced from 3 exons.
ACGUCCCUCUCCCAGUGACUGGCCGUGUAGGGGAGACUGUCACACUGACACCCCGUCUGUCUCUCACACAUCCCAUUGAAGGAGUCAUAUGGAUGUUUCAUGUUAAUGGGAUAAAAAAAAUCCUGGCUGAAUUCAGAGACCAGAAGUUUAUCAGAGUGAAUGAGAAUUAUUUCCCCAACCGGCUGGAAGGGUCUAACAGUGGCACCGCAUUACUGAUCAGGGAGCUGAGAAUGGAGGAUUCUGGGAUGUUCACUGCACUCAUUUUUGUUAAUGGAAAAAUGAGAGACAUUUCUUAUAAUCUUACUGUGUUUGAGCCCAUCCCUACACCAGUAAUAGAGAAGACAUUAGAUGGGAAUUCCACUGAUCUCUGCCAUCUUCAUUGUUCUGUCCCAUCAAACUCACCAACCCUGUCCUACAGUUGGACCUACAGAGAUACUGGCACUGACAGACUAUAUGCCAAUGGCAGCACAAUCACUGUAUCACUGAAGGAUAAGGCAUUGGGGGCAGAAUUUACCUGCUGGGUACAGAAUCCUGCUCACAGCAACAGCACAUCCGUCCCUUUAUAUCCAUGUGGGGAGGCACAGACAGAGGCACAAAGGAAGGAUGGAAUUUGCUGGAUUAAAGUAUAUAUUUAUCUCCCUGUUAUUGCCGUACUCGUUACAGUAGUCGCUACAGUAAUAUUUGUUACAAGACAGAAGCACACAAUAAACCAAAGAGCAAGGUGACACCAAACCCCAUACAGCCUCUUUAUGUUAAUAGCCCACCCUUUUUUUAACUGUUACUGUGCCACAUAAAUAAGGGGGAUUAUGAUGCAGAAUUUGC